Aureobasidium subglaciale EXF-2481 is the source of this 1410-nucleotide messenger RNA. RefSeq lists its product as uncharacterized. The record is from RefSeq and is a predicted model, not a curated record. Gene Ontology annotation, cellular component: nucleus. NCBI's taxonomy places the organism in Eukaryota, Fungi, Ascomycota, Dothideomycetes, Dothideales, Saccotheciaceae. Bases 1 to 1410 code for a protein of 469 amino acids. Gene Ontology annotation, molecular function: peptidyl-prolyl cis-trans isomerase activity; RNA binding. Gene Ontology annotation, biological process: protein peptidyl-prolyl isomerization. The transcript is spliced from 2 exons.
AUGUCAGUCCUGUUAGAAACGUCCGCUGGUGACAUUACCAUCGACUUGUAUGUUGAUGAGGCACCCAAGACAUGUGAAAACUUCCUGAAAUUAUGCAAGAUCAAGUACUACAACUAUUCGCCCGUCUAUAACGUCCAACCGAACUUCUCAUUCCAAUCUGGCGACCCCAUUGGCCCUGAUGCGCCCGAAAGUGAUGGCGGUUCUUCAAUAUGGGGUCUUCCUGACGGUGUCACAAAGAAGACGUCAAGACCCGAGUCCAUGACUUUCAAGCCCGAGUUCAGUCGCAAGAGGAAGCACACAGAGAGAGGCACCAUCAGCAUGGCAACAACCGCCUCGACGAUAAACCCGGAUGAUCGCUUCGCUGCUAGUCAGUUCAUCAUCACUCUUGGUGAGAACCUGGACCUACUCGACGGCAAGGCUGCCAUCUUCGGCGAAGUCGUGGAAGGCUUCGAUGCUCUCGAGAAGAUCAACACCGCAUUCAUCGACGACAAGGGUCGCCCGCUUAAAGACAUACGUAUCCUUCAUACAGCCGUCCUUGACGAUCCAUACGACGACCCUGAGGGUCUCGUCGAGCCACCAAAAAGCCCUGUCCCGACAGCAGGCCAAUUGGCUACCGUGCGCAUCGCGCAUGACGAAGAGAUUGCCGAGAAUACCGACCCGGAACAACUCGAGAAGCUACGCCGCGAGCGUGAAGCACGCGCCCAAGCCUUGACCCUUGAGCUCAUUGGUGAUCUACCCUUCGCCGACGUCACGCCUCCUGAACAAGUGCUGUUCGUCUGCAAACUGAACCCUGUUACUCGCGACGAAGACCUUGAGCUCAUCUUCAGCCGCUUCGGCAAAAUCCUGUCAUGCGAGGUCAUUCGCGACAAAAAGACUGGUGACAGCUUACAAUAUGCAUUUAUUGAAUUUGCUAGCAAAGAAGACUGCGAACGUGCCUACUUCAAGAUGCAGGGCGUUUUGAUCGAUGACCACCGCAUUCACGUCGACUUUUCACAGAGUGUCAGCAGGCUCGCUGACGUUUGGCGCGAUACAACCAAUUCAAAGACUGCCAGAAAGAAGGGCGGAUUCGGUGGUAUCGCUGGUCUCGAAGCAAAACGUCACUACAGGGAAGGCGAGAGAUUCGGUGGUCGUAACAGCCGUGGUGAACGCUACGACUAUGUUUUCGACAAAGACGGCAAGCGCAGAGACGGUGGCAAGGACGACCGAGAGAGGAGUCCUAUGCGAAGUCCGCCACGUCGGGAGAGGGACCGUAGCCCGCCGCGCCAUGAGAGAGACAGAAGCCCAGCACGCCGUGAUAGGGAUCGAAGCCCAAGGCGUGAUCGUGACUAUAAGAGAGACGAUCGCCGCGAUGACAGAAGGCGUGGCGGGGAUCGCUACCACGACGAUACAUACAGGAGAUCAAGGCACUAG